Molecule: messenger RNA, 8365 nt
Organism: Ictalurus punctatus (channel catfish)
Lineage: Eukaryota; Metazoa; Chordata; Actinopteri; Siluriformes; Ictaluridae
Gene: ptbp3
Product: polypyrimidine tract binding protein 3
Exons: 14
Coding region: 341-1900 (519 amino acids)
Biological process (GO): regulation of RNA splicing; mRNA processing
Cellular component (GO): nucleus
Molecular function (GO): mRNA binding
Source: RefSeq, a predicted model, not a curated record
CCUUUUUCCUCCCUCCCUCCGUCUCUGCGCUCUCUCUUCAUUGCUAUCCGUGAGCUUCUCCUCUGUUUUUCUGCCUCAGUCCUGAAUCCACCUUUCUCUCUCUCUCUCUCUCUCUCUCCUCUCCUCUCUCCUCUCUCUCUUUUCCAGUCUUUUUUCUUUCUUAUCAUCCUCCUUUUCCUCUUUCUUUCUCUCUCUACUCCCUCUCUUUCUCUCUCGUGCUUUUUUGUUGUUGUUUUUGCUUUUUUUUGUACCUACAGGACUAAUCGGACAUGUUUCUGAUGACGUGCAGUGAUAAUCUGAAGAGCCUGCCGCUUCUGCAUUCCUGUCUGGUCGUAUUACCAUGAGCAAUUCCACUCCAUCCACAGCUAAUGGCAACGAGAGCACAAAGUAUAAAGGAGACCGACCGCCCUGUGGCCCCUCUCGUGUCCUUCACCUUCGCAAAGUUCCCAUUGAGGUGUCCGAGGCUGAGGUCAUCUCAUUAGGAAUCCCCUUCGGCAAAGUCACCAACCUGUUGAUGCUCAAAAGCAAAAACCAGGCUUUUAUAGAAAUGGCUUCUGAGGAAGCAGCGAUCACCAUGGUGAACUACUACACCACAGCGACGCCACACGUCCGUAACCAGCCCGUCUACAUCCAGUACUCCAACCACCGCGAGCUGAAGACAGACAACCUGCCCAACCAAGGGAGAACCCAGGCCACCCUGCAGGCCGUCAACGCCAUGCAUUCUGGGAACAUGACUCACUCGGCGUCGGCCGGCGACAGCAGCUUGAUGCCUGGUCAGAGUCCUGUCCUGCGCAUCAUCGUGGAAAAUCUCUUCUACCCGGUUUCUCUGGAAGUGCUUCACCAGAUCUUCUCGAAGUUUGGGACAGUCCUGAAGAUCAUCACGUUCACCAAGAAUAACCAGUUCCAGGCUUUGCUACAAUACGCAGAUCCCAUAAACGCGCAUCACGCCAAAAUGACUUUAGAUGGACAGAAUAUUUAUAACGCCUGCUGCACGCUGCGUAUCGAGUUCUCCAAACUCACCAGCCUCAACGUCAAGUACAACAACGACAAGAGCCGAGACUUCACACGACUCGACCUGCCGUCGGGAGACGGACAACCCACGCUGGAGCCCACCAUGACUGCAGCGUUCGGGGCUCCUGGGAUCAUCUCCUCACCCUAUGCUGGAGCGGCUGGUUUCGCUCCUGUUGGUUUCCCUCAGGCUGCAGGUCUCUCCAUGCAGGCGAUGCCCGGUGCUCUCGGACCCCUCACCAUCCCCGCAUCAGCUGUAGCCGGGCGGAUGGCCAUCCACGGCAUGCCCCCCACCGCCCUCCAUUCCGUUCUCCUCGUCUCCAACCUCAACCCUGACAGUAUAUCACCACACGGACUGUUCAUCUUAUUCGGAGUGUAUGGAGAUGUUCACAGAGUGAAGAUUCUGUUCAAUAAGAAGGAGAAUGCGUUGGUGCAGAUGGCGGAUGCGACGCAGGCCCAGCUCGCGAUGAGUCACCUGAACGGUCAGCGUCUGUAUGGCAGGGUGAUGCGCGUCACCAUCUCUAAACACCAGACGGUGCAGCUUCCCCGCGAGGGUCAGGAGGAUCAGGGCCUGACCAAAGACUUCAGCGGCAGCCCCCUGCAUCGCUUCAAAAAACCCGGCUCCAAAAACUUCCAGAACAUCUUCCCUCCAUCAGCUACGCUGCACCUCUCCAACAUCCCACCGUCUAUUGCGGACGACAUGCUGAAGGACCUGUUCUCUGGUUCAGGAUACACCGUUAAAGCUUUCAAAUUUUUCCAGAAGGACCGAAAGAUGGCGUUGAUCCAGCUCGGCUCGGUGGAGGAGGCCAUCCAGGCCCUGAUCGACCUCCAUAACUACGACCUGGGCGAGAACCACCACCUCCGAGUGUCCUUCUCCAAAUCCACCAUCUAGCAGCGUUCCCCUUCACGCUCCCUCAGCGCCGCCGCUGUUCUGUUCACGGGUUUAAAUCUGAGCGAGGAAGCCUGACUGACGAACUUCUGUAACUAAAGACAUGAUUCAAAAAAAAAAAAACUUUAAUAAUGAAAAGUAGACAAAAAAAAAACAAAACAACAACAGAGACUUUGGGUAGUUUUAGAGAUUUUAGGGGUUUUAAAGUUAUACGGAGUUAAAGACUACUAUAUGACCUUCAGCUAGAGGUAAACUGAAGGUUGGUGUAUUUUAUUUUUUUUAAGCUGGAGACGUGUGAACUUCUUCAGUUCCAUAGCGACGAAGUUCCCGUUUUGAUCUCACAGCCAUCGCUGGGUGGUUUGAGCAGAACCGCAGCAGAAACUUCAGAACGCGAGAGAGAACGGUCUCUGUGACUUUGUUGGAGAAGUUUGGAGACGUUUCUGGACGUGUGGACGUGAACAUGGAUGUUGAUGUGCCUGUAGUGCUAUUUAACUGUUAACGUUUCACCCAGGUGCUCCAUCCAGCCUUCAGAACUAGAGCCUCAUUGGAUAGGCCACGCCCUCUCUGAAUGUCCGUGAUGUCAUCACAAGGUGCCGCCGGGUAAAAAAAAAAACAAAACCCUGUAGCGACGCUCCCUCACCAACGAGAGCUAUCUUUCACGUAGCAGUAAAGUGUCCGUGUGAUGGACGGGGAACGGUUCUGACAUUUCGUCAUUCGUGCUCGGGAUCUGCGAGAACAUCCUGAAAGAUUUUCUGUUCUCCUGAGAAAUGGGUUUCGUUUUAAGUUUGAUUUUAACCUAAACGUCAAACGGACGAGACUGUUGUGAAACCCGCGUCGCCUGGUCUGGACCGCUCGCUCGCUCGCGUUCGGCCGAGACAUUUUUAUAGACGUAAUCGUGCACGAUCAUUCCAGGAAGCACGUCCAGCUGUCAAUUAUGCUGGAACACUCCAAUCAUAGAGCCUGGCUGUCAGGAUGCCCCGCCUCCUGUCAUUUAAAUGUCAUUUUGAAUGUGAAUCAUGUAGCCCCCCCACCAUGAAUGAUGCAUUCUGAUUGCUGAUUAAUUCCCUCUCCAUUCGGUGUCCCUCUUGUAAUCAAAUGCUUUUCCUUUGACCUUUUAUUAUUGUUUUAUUUAAUUUGUUUUCUUUCCAGGUUUCAUACUCAAAAUCAGAACGAUCUGAUUCAAUGGAAGCUUCUCUCUCUCUCUCUCUCUCUCUCUCUCUCUCUCUCUCUCUCUCUCUCUCUCUCUCUCUCUCUCCCCUUCCUUGCUGUCCCACCUCCACACGUACAAAACCAAAAUAAGAAAAAGAAAAGUGAGAGGGGAAAAAAGAGAGCGUCUCUGUGGCACAGGGAGAAAAGCCGUUCCUACUGAAACGCUCCGGCUUUAAUAUCGUGUUCAUUGUGUGGUGAAAUGUGUUAGUGAAUUAAAUUAGGCCGCGGUUUCAGUCGGCGGGGGGAGGGGGGAGGGGGGGGGGUUAUGAAAAGUUCUGGUUUGUAAAUUUUUAUAAAUAAACGGAGUGUCAUACUGUUCCUGGAGAGCCAUCAGCCUGUAGGGUUGCCAGGUCUGUGAUGUUUAAACUAUUUACACCAAUGCGCUGUUAUUCUUCAAGCUGAUUGGUCAGAAGGUGUUGAUUACUGUUUCUAUAGUAACGGUUAAUUCACAGGGACUUGUACAGCGGACGCCACAUGGAUUAAACAGCGACGAAAAUAAACGCAGUAGUUUUCUGUAAAGAGACUUUGUUUAUGUAACCGUUAUGGAAGGAGUCUCCAGCGUCAGCGUAACAGUUAGAGGUCACGCUGUAAGGUUUCCGAUGUGUUUUUUUUUGUUUUGUUUUUUUUUUUACUUCAAGAGAAAGAAAAAGAUGGCGAGGCCGGGUGAGGGAACGACUGUUUAUAGCUGCUAUAACGUAAAUAUUUCACAAACGUUAAAUGUAAUUAUAAACGCAUAAAAAGUAUGAGGAGGCCCUUUAAUAAAUCAGCAUUGUAAUGGUUAGCAAAUUUUUUGUGGCGCAAGAUUUUCAGAUUUCGUCACACAGACCUGGCGACCAUUUCUCUCACCCACACCCUCAUCCACAGCGUCUGCUCCUGAUUUACACAGAACAUUGGAUCAGAUUAGAUAAAGAUCAGACUGCUGGUUCUCAGGACACAGGAUCAGACUCCUCCUCAAGCCUUAAAAUUCCCAUGGAGGGCCUGUAGGUGGCACUGCUCCUUUUCCUGAGCAAAUCCCUGGUUAUUUUCAGGCCAUGUUCCACAAAAAGAGUGAUUUUAUCAGAAAAGAAAAAAAAAAUGAAAUGAAAGUGAAGUGUAAUGCAGGGCAAGGGACAGUGUCUUGUCUUUUUCUUUCUUUCUUUCUUUUCGCUAGUUUUAAUUUUACCUGAAGCGAUCGAUUCCACCCUUCGCUGACACUUCUCAAAAGAAAUCCAAUUUUUCUUUGAAGUUUACAGUCUUACAUAAAGCAAAACUAUUCAGGUCUAUUUAUCUUUAACGAUUGUCAAGAUUUUUUGGAGAAAAAAAAAAAAAAGUUACUUAUUUUUGGUAAUUUGUUCUUUUUUAUGGAGAGAAACAAAACAACGGGGGGAAAAUAAAACACUCACCGGGUUUUUGUACCACUAUAAUCAUUAAUGACAUCAUGGUGAAAAGAAAAAAAACCUUCAUAUUUACUGUGUAUUUACUUCAUUUCCUUAUUAUGUGCCUUAUAAUGUGUUUAUAAUCAAAAUAGGUUUUAGAAAUAUUACCUAAGAUAUCUUAAGUACUAUUUUGUGCGAUUGGUGAGAGGGUUGAUUUUGCUGAUUUUCGUUUUCUUGUAGUUUUUUUUUAGAUGUGUAUUUUUGUGGGGACUCAGUAUUGUGUGGUCUUUUUAUUCGAAUCAUAAAUUAAUGUUUGGUGCUUUUGAAGGCACACUGGAGAAAAGAGAACGAGCGGUUUGGUGUAAAAAUGCUUGGUGUUAUGCUCUGGGUCUCCUCCGUCGUGUGUGUGUGUGUGUGUGUGUGUGUGUGUGUGUGUGAGUGUUGAUGAAAAUCUCACCUCGUUGUCUCUGCAUGAUGAAAUGCUGUGAAAUGAAGAUCACGAAUCCGUGACGCUCCCCGUGCGAGGACGUUUAAUCCGUUUCUCUUUGAUUCGGAACCUUUUGUUCCUGAAGAUCACACUCUUUUAUUAAGAACCUGUUCAGCAUUCUAGAGUAUGUUCUUACAUUUACCAGUUGAGUGCAGAAGUUUGCAGAUCUUACCUUUUUUUGGUAAAUGGGGGGAAAAUAAGGAAAAAAAUCUAUAAAAUUUCCAAAAUUUUGAAAACGAAGCACAACACCACAACUAUGUAAAGAGGAAUUUCCCCUGCUUCACUAUUCAUGUCUUACUCUGAACUUACACUUUUUGACCUCAUGGUGAAGGAAUGCGUGUAAAGCCCGAAACACUAAUGAACAUGACCUCGAGUCUGAUCUAGUUCCGUCAGUAUUCACGCUGGGAAAGUCCCCGUAUUCAGACCGGAGUUCCUCAGCUGAUCUAACUGGAAUUUCUGAGCUCCACCUUCAGAUUAUUCAAAUCCCCUGCGUGUAGUUCACACCUCCGCAGGCUUUCACGAUGCUCUCGAGUUAAACCGUCACAGGCUGAGAUUUUUAAACAUCUGGGCACAAACGCUAGAAGAUAUUAAUGAUGGAAUCACAACAUGGGCACAGGAUGUAGGCGAUUUUGAUCUUGAUUUAAUAAUAAUAGUCAGAUUUGAUGCGCUCUCCUGUAAAGAAAACGUGUUUACGGUGUGAAGGAUAAUCUGACCAAGCGCUCAUCCGUUGCUCAGCAUUUUAUCCAUAAAUAAUCCACAUCUCUGACUAAGACGCGUCUCCUCUGAGGUUCGCUGUGGACUUUUUUUGUGGACGUUAAAGUGACUGACUAAUUCGUUGUGCUUUAAAUGGUGUGUUGCAGUGUUACAGCCAGAACAUAUUGUGGUUUCAUCAAACAGUCAGACGGUGGCGCUGGACUCGCGUUCAGAAUCGAGUGUAACUGAGACCCGCCCCUGUUUUAGAUAAGUUCCGCCCCUGAGUGCGCAACUCUUGCCUAACUUCUGAAAAUCUGUAGUUACCUCUGAGGUGUGUCUUGAUAUAAAUCCGUGGUUAAAUCCUCACGGCGUGCUUCUGCUCGACUCGUAAAUGAAUUUGCUGUAGGCUACAUUACGAUCGUAAGGGUGCGCAAACUUUCGCAUUCAACUGUAUAUUGGCCUAAUACGUGGUCUUGAUUACAUGAAAACAUGAUGUGACCGGAUUAUAUUUCAUUUUCUGUGAUCGUGCAUUGAGGGAAGUGACGUUGAGAGGUUUCGGAUCCUGUAUAUGAUGGUGCGUGUCAUUUCCUGUGUAAAAAAAACCAAACCAAUUAAUCCGAGAGGAGUUCGUCUGUGUCUGGAGAAUCCCAAAGCAUCGAGCAGCGAAUUUCUGAUGUUUCUGAGCAGAAUGAUCUGAGAUUUCAAGUGUGUGUGUGUGUGUGUGUGUGUGUGUGUGUGUGUGUGUGUGUGUGUGUGUGUGUUGGACUUCUUAUUUACUGUAUCUUAUAAUCAGAUUGAUUUUAGGGGGUGUGGCCUGUUUUGUGCUCUGUAGUGAUUUUUUUUUUUCUUCUUCUUUAUAUAUAUUUUUCCCUCUUAUUUGUAAGGAUGUGAAACUGGAUAAAGGGGUGUGUGUGUGUGUGUGUGUGUGUGUGUGUGUGAGUGAGUGAAUGAGAAGGAAAAAGCUCGGUCGGCGGUGGUGUGAAAGGCGUGACGCUGUAUCUGUAAAAGCUUUUCAUUUACAAACAGGAGAAAAAGCCAGAUUUUUAACGUGGCACUAAAAGCAGUUCGCUCUGAUUCUGAUGAUUUUCUCUCAUCACACAUUCGCGUCUUUUUCAUUUUAAUUUGAAUGUUUUCUCACAGCUGAAUCAUUUUCAGUCCUGUCUUUCGACUCAGGCAAACAUCGUCCCGCCGCGACGUCAGACACGUUCCUCUUCAGAUCCGCCUUGCGUUUCUUUUCGUUUUUUAUCGGAUUUAUAUUGAAAUUAAACACACAAAUAACGCAGGACCAAAGUUUACGUGCCUUUCAUCCAUCUAUUGAGCUUAUUUGUAACUUUCUUCCUGGAUGUACAUCAGAAAUCAGAACUAACGUGUGUGUGUGUGUGCUUUUUGUUUUCUUUUUGCAUUGUUCUUGCAGUUCCACUUAAGUGUCUUUUUUUUUUUUUUUUUAUUUUGUUUUUUUUAAAGAAUCUAUUUCCCCUCAAACAGAAGGUGAAGCCAUAUAACACAUCAGAAUUUCAUAAUCUCAAAUAAUCCCCCGUCAUUAACGAGUUCCUGCACCGAUGCUGAAUGUUUCUUACGUCAUUUCAUGAAAUCGACCUUUUAUUAUUAUUAUUAUUAUUAUUAUUAUUAUUAUUAUUAUCAUCAUCAUUAUCAUCAAGGCCUCGUUCAAUACAGCUGAGAUUUACAUUAGAACAAAAAGAACCAUAAACGAUUUUCAUCUCAUCUUUACACAAAUUUAAUUAUGAAAGCUUUAUUAUUACCAAAGGAGUUUGACUCUAAUUGGACUGAUUUAGACGUUAAGUUCUGAAACGCCAUAAACAAGAAAAUGACAUUUUUAUAAAUAAUUCGAUUACGGGUGCGAUGGAUAUUUUUGUGCUCUUACUCCAAAACCUCAGCCGUUUUCGUGGGUGGAAUAUUUCUGAAUCAACAUCACGUGCCGUAGACGGGAUCUCGUGAGUGAUGAAUAUUAAUGAACGGAUAAUAGUGAGACCUGUUCGAUGGGUGGAUCACGGGCGUGGAGUCGAGGGGAAAGACGCACGCAGGUUUAUUCACAUGCAAAAAGUGACUUCUGUUGCACUGGAGAACGGUUUUAAGCUGCUUCCAAGCUUAAAGUUUUAGCCAUCUUGACUUUUUUUUCGUUUUUCUUUAAAGAAUCUGGGCUAGAAGUUUUCCUUACUGAAACUGUAAGUUAUUUUGCAUCGCAGGGAGGGACGUAAAACACGAAACUCGACUCAGGCACCAUGCACAUACAGAAAGUGCCUGCAUCCGACCUCACGAUCCUCCCUCGCCUUGAAACUCCCCGGUUUAUAACUCCUAUUAAUAUUAACAUUAACAUGAAUGUUCCACUACCAAAACAAACAAGUGCUUGUAAAUAUGUGCUCCCGUUUUUGUUUGGUUUGUUUGUUUUGUUUAAACCUGGCCAAAAAAAAAAAGAGAAAAAAAAUCCACAAAAAUUCUAAAGGUUUCUGGGAACAAGAUAAAACACAUCAGUUGAUACGAACUGGUUUUUAUAUUUAUGAAAAUUCAACUGUUUUUUUUUUUUUUUUUUUUUUUUUUUGUCUUCUGUAUUUUGAUACUGCAGGAGGACCAGCUUUUUAUUUGUAAAAGUCGUUUAUGUGACGUUUGUGAGUUAAACCAUGGAGAGACGAGCGGAUUCAGUUUAUGAGUUUGAUGUAAUAAAAAUGCAAAUAGAAGAUUAAACUAUUAAAGAAACAUAUUUUCUAA